Plenodomus lingam JN3 is the source of this 1917-nucleotide messenger RNA. The record is from RefSeq and is a predicted model, not a curated record. NCBI's taxonomy places the organism in Eukaryota, Fungi, Ascomycota, Dothideomycetes, Pleosporales, Leptosphaeriaceae.
AUGUUGGAAUGUACAAUAGUUCUAAUGCUGCAGGCCGCCCAAACGGGAAAAUCGGUGUACGUACAGGCCAUAGUUGUUUUUGUUUUUAGAUUGUCGAGCAUCAAAACAGUGUUUCCGCCACCUCGAACGAUCCCUGAGAAUCAGAGAUCGAUACGGUACCGGGGUGUCAAGAAGUCGGCAGGCUCGGAUCUACAUUACUCCGCCUUUUCUGCCAUUGGUUGGGAAUGGCUUCAGACACCAGGCGCAUCGAACGCGUUACGCUCGCUUGCAUACAAUGUCGGAGCAGGCAUGUUAAAUGUGACGCGACACAACCCAUCUGCAACAGAUGCAAGCGUGAUGGGAAAGAAUGAGCGUGCGCAACAAACACCAGACACAAACCCGUCCAACAGCGAAUUUGAGUGUUCCCCACCAGAGUCUACUUCAACAGGCGAAAACACUUCUCCAGCUGCCGCGGCCAGCAACUACGUGGAAAACAGUUCCAAUUGGCAACUCGCCCAGCCAGGAUCGAUGGCAUUCAUGGUCAGCGAAGACAGACUACUGGAGCUUUUCUUCGACAACUUUUGGCCGGCAUUUCCUUGCAUAUUGCCAUAUGUUUUCCUGCAGGCCAGACGGGUGGAAUACGACCAUGGAAUGCAUGCACUAUUACCCGUUUUACAGUGGAUAGGUUCCAUCUACGCGCCCUCGACUCCUUCAGAACCCUAUUUUGAGGCUGCCGUUGCAGCAGUCUGUAUUUCGAACCUUCCAUCAACGCCAUUCAACGUGCAAGCCCUGAUGUUCUAUGCACUCGCACUAUAUCAUUCCGACGUCAAACCAGGAGCUCGCCAAAAGAUGGAUACCGCAGUUGACAUGGCUUUGGAGUUGUGCAUGAAUGAACGAUGGUUCGCAAGCGCCUAUGGCGAAUCGAAUCCAGUUCUCGAGGAGUCCUGGCGCCGGACAUUCUACCUCUUGAAGAUCUCCAAUCAGCACUUCUCCAUCAUCAACAACAUGCCAAUGUAUUCGCUCCUGACUGUACCUAGCGACGUGGACUUGCCCUGUGACGACGAAUACUAUGUAUCUGGGCAAAUACCGCCCGCCCUUUCUUGGGCUGAAUUCGAGAAUCGUGAGUUUGCUGAUGUUGAAGUUGUGUACUCUUCCAUUGUAUAUCUAUACGAUAUAGCUAUGGUAGUAGCCUACAAAAUCGGACGCUUUACGGAAGAGAUAAUCGAAGGGGCCGAUGCAAAGUUGGCGAUAUGGAAGGCACUCCUGCCAGCUUGGAAGAAAGAUCCUCUAAGAAGUGAUGGUAGCAUAGAUGAAGUCAUGUUCAUGGCUCAUGUCAUCUUUGCGAUCACAACGUCGACGGUACACCGACCAUGUUCAUCCUUAUCGUAUAGCCCAGCAGAAAUGCUCACAGAAUCAUUCCUAUCCCCAUCACCCUUUAUUAUUUCAACAAAAGCGGGACGUGCCACACACACAGCACGAGCGCUCAAAGCAACAGAGAUUCUUACUAAGCUUCUAGCUAUCCCUUGCGCUGUCGAAAAGCACAAUAUUUUCGCAGCGAGCAUUAUUGCACAGCUUACAGCAGUGCAAAUAUCUGCAUGCAACAAUCUACUCGAAGAUUACGCGCAAUCCAUAGCUCGAGAUCGUAUCAGAUUAUCCAUCGCCUGCUUGACCAACCUAGGCAACCUAUGGCCACUAGUGAAGCGAAUGGCGAAGGAGAUUCGGAUGGUUGCGCGAGCGGAUCUCGCAAGUAUCCAGCAUAUGGUCACUACAGAUUCGAACACUGCCGCUACACGUACAACGGACUUUCCUCGUCAGGAACUCAUUGGGACUAUUGAUCCUGUGAUUGGAGUCGACAUCUACUCAGGCAUUAUUCUUCCCCAAGAUUGGAGUGUAAAGGACCCCAGCCAGCAUUCUUCGCCGUCAUCCAAUUCGAUGUGA